This is a messenger RNA of Micropterus salmoides (largemouth bass), 2281 nucleotides long. RefSeq lists its product as uncharacterized. Gene Ontology annotation, molecular function: zinc ion binding. The coding region runs from base 234 to 1310 and encodes 358 amino acids. The transcript has 13 exons. NCBI's taxonomy places the organism in Eukaryota, Metazoa, Chordata, Actinopteri, Centrarchiformes, Centrarchidae. The record is from RefSeq and is a predicted model, not a curated record.
GUGAGUAAUACCACACAAUGCGUUUUUUAAUCAACCGGCGGUCUCAAUAGCUAACCUGGCUGUAAACAAACAGCUGGCCGAGCGAGGUUUUCCCACGUCAACUGGAACGCACCAAAGAUCAUUGCUUUGGUUUUGCUUGCGUGAGCUGAUUUCGUAAUCAACACUCCUGCCGAGAAGCAAAACUGAAAGUCAAGCUGUGGAAAAGCGAAACCUUCACAUCGUUACUGCGUAAGAUGUAUUUUCCUCACAGCACGGACAAUGAAGAGGAGGUGGGCUAUUUGAGGGGGACUUCAGUCAAUGUGAAACAGUAUGAGUGGCAGCUGUCAGAUGGACAUCAAUGGCUGCGAAUUGACAACGACUGUGUGAUCGAGGCCCACUACUGCCAACCUGGAGCUAAAGGAAUCACCAUUAACACUAGCAAGGGGCAGGUGUUCAUAGACUUUGACAAGUUAAAAACUCUGAAUGCAGCUCAGAAGGUGCAGAGACUAAGCUUCCUACCACAGGGCCAGACGGAGGACAUAGGCUGGUACUUCAGAGAUGACCAGCUGUGGCGUGAAUAUGGAUCCCAGAGCUCCAGCAUGAUGGCCUCCUCAAUCAGCAGUCAAGAUGUUGAGCGUCAGUUCACUCUAAACCCUCAGGGAACCUUCAGCUUCACUGUGGGCUCGAUGGGGUACACACUCAACUUCUCCACCAUGACCCAAACAAACUGCACCACAGGUGUGUGCAGAAAUGUACGCAGGCGUCCAAAAUUCAAUUCCAACACGGGGAGCCUUUACUCCACCUCAGUUCUUCCCACGGCUUCCUCCUCGCAGCUCACUGAUGGAGGUUACAAGUGGGAGUUCAUGGGAGAUGAGGGGAAAUGGACAGAAUAUCAAUCACAUGUUUGUUCAUUUGAUAGCAGUGCCAUUGAUAGACAAUACCAGCUAAAUCCACAGGGCCAACUACACUUCAAGAUCAAGAGAUUCUCGUAUACUCUGGAUUUUUCAAGUAUGUGUCAGGUCAAUGACAAUAUUGGAACUAAAAGACAAGUGAGGAGGACUGCUGACGAUGGGAGUCAACAGAGCAUCGGUUGGGGCGCACAGCCACGAUGGCAGUUUCAAGAUAGAGAUGGAAUAUGGAAAGAUUAUUUGAAAGUGCGUCGUCAAUGCAGCAUUUCCAGUCAGGACAUCGAGCUCCAGUACCAACAGAACCCGUCAGGCACCAUGAUGUUUACAACCAAUAGUUUUAACUAUGAGCUGAACUUCCCAGCCAUGACUCAAAGGAACUUGUCCACAAACACCACCAGAUUAGUGCGACGACUUAACCAGUGAAUGUGGGACAUCACAUCUGGAGGUCGGGGGGUUAACUUAAUGUUGAUCCUCAUAAUUACCUCAAUGCCUGCCUCAGGUAGUCUGAAUCAGUACUGUUUUCACAAGCUGAUUAGUUUCUUUGCUGAUUGGAUGACCUUACAUGACAGUUAUUUAAACAUAUUUAUCAUGAGUGCCUACAAUCAAAUGCAUUUAAUCCUUUUCUUAAAGCAUCUGCCAAUUUAUUUAUAUUCACAAGAUAUGGGACAUCUUUUGCACUGCCCUUUAAAUAGUGUUUUCAGGGUUAUGGUAAGGUUGAGUUGAAGUUAAAGGGGAACUCCACCAAUUUUACACAUGAAAGUCUGUUUACACCUGUAAAAUUGGUCUGUUUACAGGUCUUGGUGAGUGUUAUUUUAUAUAUGUAUAAAGCCUUUUGUGAUUCCAGAGGUAGCUGUGUCUGAUAAAUUGCCUCAAGCAGUGUCACUUGAGUCAAUGUCGGUUUAGACUGAAGACUACAAUACACAAUAUUAAAAACAAUCAUGGCGUGUGGGGUUAGAAAGAAGUGAGGUUGCAAGAUCUCUAUAGCCAGCUCCUCAUGUCUGCUUGAGGCUAGCAGCUCGAAGCUACAUUGGCCACUAGUAGCAUAACUGAGCAUGACGCACCCAAAUCUCCAAAAAUUGUCUGCAGUCGAGUUGCAUUGUGGGUGAUGUUAGCACCAGGAAUGCGUCGGAUCAAAAAGUUAACAUCUCUUGUUCUGCUGCAUCAAUUUUGAUCUUUGUGUCCUGCCUAUUUUUUGCACAUGUAGUUUAGUAAAUCUACAAAUGAUUGAUUCAUGAGUACUGCCUUGUAAUUAGUGCACUUUUUAAUGUUUACCUUUUGACAAGAUACCUCAACAUAAAACGAAAAGGAGGUUAGCUUUGAUGUUUCAUUAACACUGCCGCUUAACUGCUCUUUGGCUUGUCUUUCUUCUAUAAAUUAAAGUUACUUACACUCCA